UUGAGUCCCAUUCCGAUCCAAGUCGACCCGUACUAGCCCUUAUUGUACGUAGGUGGCAUUGCGUCCGCAAAUUAACUACCUCAGAAGUUGGACGAACAGUGCUUUUUCUUUUUUGCGUGCCUUUCUGCUUUAGGGAUACACAGCAGCGGCGGCGGAAGCGGAACAGAAGUGAAAAAGAAAAACGAAUUUACGCAAGACCAAAAAAAAAAAAAAAAAAAGAAAAGGAAAAAAAAAAGGGACACAGAGCCACAUAAACGGUUGGAAGCGUACGCCCAGGGCUGACCACGUGCUUUUGACGUUCGUCGAACAUAACAUCAAACGCCCGUUGACUCUGCUUGUCUUCCAUCCAGACUCAUCCCCCUUCUCGCGGUGAAUCCCACACCGUGGAGCGAGUGACUGUUGGGGAGGGAGAGAAGGCUUGAUGCUACGAGGGCUUUCGGGGGCUUUCGAGGGCUAAAAGAGGUCCUGAAGAGCUGUUCACCCACUAAAAUUUCCGACGGAUCUCCUGUCAAUCCCUGUUAAAGGUCGUGGCUAGAUUGGGUUCUCUCGCUUUUACCCUCGCUUUUCCGCGUGCUCCUUCACCGUGGCUACUACAUCCUCCGCAGACCACAGAACCCCGGGUUCGCACCACCGGCGUCGCUCCUCAACUCUCGUUUCUCCUCUGAACCUCCAUCCGUCCGGUGCUAGUGACCACGCAACCAGCCCCGGCUCCUCUUCUCAUUCUUUCCUUUCUGCUAUCCCGGGCACCCCGUCUGCGACCGGGCCUUCGCCCAUGUCGCUGUCGCGAUCGCCUUCGCCGAGGCCUGAUGGAGGAUGGUCUAGCCCCGGUCUGACGACUGGUACGGGAGGUAGCGGCACUUCCACACCACGAAAGGGCUAUUCAGAUCUACAAUCAGGCAGCGGGCUGUAUAUGAAGGGAAUUGGCGCUGCCGGACCCGGCCGAGUAUCGUGGGCGGCAGCCAAGGCCAAGAGCGACCAGGUCAGAGGCUAUCCGUCCUUCUCAACUCGAAACAAUGGCUUCUUUUCUAGACAACGCCGGAAAAUAUCUGCUAGCUUACCCAGGUUCCGGAUGAAUUCGGCCUAUGGAGAGAAAGAAAAGCUGGGCCGCGGACGAUGGAGCCCGAAUGGCGGACCGUUGUUGAGUCGCCUAAAAACACUGCUAGGAAAUUUGCUACGACGGAAACGAGUACAGCUGUUAUUGCUCUUGAUAUUAAUGUUUGUUUUCUGGCUCGUUUUUUCCCAACCCAUUUAUGAAGCGUACCGAAGGUCCUCCCUGGGUGGAGGCAAGAAGAUCGUUCUCAUUGUCGCAUCAAAUCUCGGAGGAGGAGUAAUGGAAUGGAAAGGCGCACGCGAAUGGGCCAUUGAGCGAGAUAGUUUACGAAAUAAGAGGCGAUACGUAAAGCGAUGGGGCUAUGACCUGGAGAUCGUCAACAUGGUAACCAAAAAGCGAUACGCGCACGAAUGGCGUGAAAGUUGGGAGAAAGUCGACACGAUCCGCUCAGCUUUAAGAAAAUACCCGAAAGCCGAAUGGUUCUGGUGGCUAGAUCUUCAUACCUUUAUUAUGGAGCCUUCCUUGUCGGUUGAGAAUCACAUCCUUAAAAAUCUCGGCAAAAAGACGUACCGCAAUAUCAACACAUAUAACCCCCUCAACAUCACCCAUCCGCCCUCUCUAUUCUACCUCGAUCCGCUUUCUCUUUCCGUCGAGGGCGAUGGCAAAGAGUCUUCCAUCAAUAUGCUUGUACCCCAAGACUGCUCGGGCUUCAACCUUGGGUCCUUCAUGGUGCGACGCAGCGCCUGGACAGAUCGUCUGCUCGACAUCUGGUGGGAUCCUGUCCUCUACGAACAGAAGCACAUGGAGUGGGAGCAUAAGGAGCAGGACAGCCUAGAACACCUAUACACCCAUCAACCGUGGAUCAGGCCUCAUGUUGCGUUCGUACCUCAGCGACGAAUGAAUUCCUUCCCUCCAGGUGCCUGUGGCGACGGGACCAACCUGGGUAUUCACUAUCAGGAAAAGAAUCGCGAUUUCUUGGUGAACAUGGCGGGCUGUGAAUGGGGAAGAGAUUGCUGGAGCGAGAUGUAUCACUACCGGCAGCUUAGUAACCGCUUGAACCGAAAUCCGUGGGAGAAGUUCAAGGACGGGAUCUCAGAACGAUGGAAAAAGACAUUUGGAAAGAAGAAGGAGGAGAAAAAGAAAACGUAA
This is a messenger RNA of Coccidioides posadasii C735 delta SOWgp, 2200 nucleotides long. RefSeq names its product alpha-1,6-mannosyltransferase (gene MNN10). Gene Ontology annotation, biological process: protein N-linked glycosylation. Lineage: Eukaryota; Fungi; Ascomycota; Eurotiomycetes; Onygenales; Onygenaceae. Gene Ontology annotation, molecular function: glycosyltransferase activity. The record is from RefSeq and is a predicted model, not a curated record. Gene Ontology annotation, cellular component: Golgi membrane.